Messenger RNA from Iphiclides podalirius (scarce swallowtail), 1701 nucleotides. The record is from the annotation of a GenBank genome assembly. NCBI's taxonomy places the organism in Eukaryota, Metazoa, Arthropoda, Insecta, Lepidoptera, Papilionidae.
AUGUCAAACUCUUUUCCGCAUCAAGUUGCAACGCACAGACUGAAGAGGGCUAAGGAGGUGCACGGGGAGUAUAGUGACGAUAUUUUACGUACUUCUCUACAGCUGUAUCGGAAGGUCUUGCGCGUGGAGCUUCGCGCCACCAGAAAGCCAGCUAAAGCCACUGCAGAAAUAUUUGAAAUAUCACACAAGGCAAAGUUGUUGUCUGCCCAAAUUCAAAGGAAAGUGGUCAAACAAGAAUUCCGGAUGAAAGCAUGCAAAGAGCUCCACUGCUUACUCAAAGGCCAAUACAAAUCUAUAGCCCUUACUCAUGACUUGAGCAGAGUUAUUCAAGUUUUACUCAAGCACAGUCCAGAAGACAUCAAAAAUGAAAUAACAGAAGAGUUGUUAGACAUCAUGGUGCAAAUGAUGCAGUCAAAGUAUGCGCAGCAUGCAGUGAAACGCAUCAUGAAAUAUGGAACAGAUUUCAUUCGUCAUGAAGUAAUAAAAAAACUGUUUGGACACAUUAUAUCUCUGGCAACACAUUCUAUAAGUGCUCCAGUAUUGGAUUAUGCUUAUGGUGAAUUUGCCACAAAGAAAGAAAAAAUAAAUAUGCAGCAAGAAUUUUAUGGAGAGUUAUAUAAAAACUCUAAAGAUGAUAAAGUGCAAACUCUUAGAGAUGCCUACAAAGACACACCAGAGAUGAAGGCUGCCAUUCUACAAGCCUGCAAGGCGAAUAUUCAAAAAGUUAUAGACAAGAACCUUCAUGAUAGCGAACUAUUUCAAACUGUGUUAUAUGAUUACAUUUGUGAAUGUACACCAGAAGAUAAAGUGGAAUUAAUAUCCACAUUAAGUCCCUUAAUUGUUCCCCUAAGUAAUUCCUUGCCUGGUGUCAAUGCAGCUAGCAUAUGUGUGUGGCAAGGAACUAACAAAGAUAAGAAGACCAUUUUGAAGGUGGUAAAAGAACAUGUGCUAUCUCUAAGCAAACAUAAGACUGCAUAUCGACUACUAAUAACAAUAUUUGAUGCUGUUGAUGACACUGUAUUGGUAAAGAAGGCUAUUGUAUCAACAUUAGCUGCUAAUUUGAAAGAUAUAGCAAAGGAUCAUUGGGGUAAAAUGGUGCUACACUGGUUAGUCAAGCCAAAGGACCCUGCAGCUUUCCAUCCUAGUUUCAUCAAGUUCUUAGAUGAGGGCGCAAAGAGUGGUACUUCGAAAAAAGAUGCAGACCUCCGUGUAUCAGAACUGCGUGAAGCUAUUCUUCCAGUUCUCAAAGAAGAUAUGGUAUCAGAUCCACAAUUUUGGCUGAGCAGUAAAGCUAAUUUACUACUCACUGUGGCAUUAUUGUCAAUAGACACAUCUAAAGAAAUAUUAGAAGCUUUGGCACAGGUGAUAAGUCAAUCAAAUUGGUUUAUUAAAGUAGAAGAUAAAGAUGUGCUAGCUAUAGAAGAUGCUGGUAUACAUAUGUGUCUCAAAAAACUUGCUUGUUUGGACAAAGACAAGUCUGAGGGAACACUUGGUGAAGUGAUGUGUGAACAUCUAAAUGAUGAUGCCAUAAAAGCAUGGCUGCCAACUAACAGAGGAUGUUUUUUCUUAUUAAAAUUAAUUGAAAACAAUGAAGAGAAGACAUCCAAUAAGCUGAUAAAAAAGAUCAAAAGCUAUUCUAAUCUUAUUAAGCAGCAGUCAACAGAAGGUGCAAAACUGUUGUUACAAAAGGUACAGAAUAAA